Molecule: messenger RNA, 810 nt
Organism: Monascus purpureus
Lineage: Eukaryota; Fungi; Ascomycota; Eurotiomycetes; Eurotiales; Aspergillaceae
Source: the annotation of a GenBank genome assembly
AUGUCCGGUCCUGGAAACUUUAUCCGAUUACAAUUUUACUCUCGUGCAACCCGAUUGCACCCCAAGACUGCAUCCAGACUACCUUUUCCUCGCAGGCCAUAUAGUUCCGCAACGGUGAGCAGCUCGAGUCAACAACCCUCGAAAUGGCCGCGACGUCUGAUCUAUGCCGGGAUAUUCGGAGGGUUGGGUCUUGCAGCUGGCCAAUGGAUGGAUUAUAAAGUCUCCGCUCCUCCAGUGCCUGGGUCAGAGGAAGAUAGGCGGGAAAUUGCACGUAUUCACAGCUUCUAUGAGAACGCUCUGCCCAUCGUCCGUGACCUGAGAGAUAAUCCAGACUAUGUGGAAUCAGAUGCAUACGGGAAUUUCACGGAGGAAGAGAAGAAACACAUGUUGACAUCUGGCCCAUUACGUGGGAGCGGAGGACUGGCGUUACAGAAAAUCUUCUGGAAUGAAAAGGAGAACAAAGCUAUUAGCGUCGUAUUUCUUGGACGGGCUAUUGAAGGUUGGCCGACUGUUAUCCACGGAGGCGCUAUAGCUACCCUAAUCGAUGAGAACCUGGGCCGUGUAGCUAUCCGCCAUUUCCCUGAAAAGACCGGUGUUACCGCAAAUCUUGAGAUUAAUUACCGUCGUCCUAUGUUCUCCGAACAAUUCUACACCUUACAUACGACCAUAGAUCAGGAAAACAGCACGGAACGCAAGGCCUACACCAAAACUGAAGUGCGGGAUUUCACUGGGAGGAUCUGCACUGAGGCAAUGGGACUUUUUGUCGUUCCGAAGACUUUAAAACUACAGAAACUGGGAGAUCAAUACUAA